Molecule: messenger RNA, 3071 nt
Organism: Schistosoma margrebowiei
Lineage: Eukaryota; Metazoa; Platyhelminthes; Trematoda; Strigeidida; Schistosomatidae
Source: the annotation of a GenBank genome assembly
AUGAAUAAUGGUCACAGUCCUUGGGAACUUCAUUUGAUUCACUUCUUUACAAAUUAUGAAAUAGAAUUUAGCGUUAUGAACGCAUGUAAAAUGUGCAAUACAAAGUGUAUUUAUUUUUUAUAUAUUUUUAAUCCUGAUGACUAUUUAUCUCAACAUUGUCAUGAUAUACCAGGAUUGACAAUAAAACGAUUAUAUUUCGAAUUAACUGGAGCUGUAAUCUAUUCUCAUCCAAAUUAUGCUCAACUAUAUGAUAAUAUUGAUAAAAAUGUACAUCAAUCAAAAUCAAACUUAUUUAAACAAAACAAUAAAUCUAAUAUUAACAAUCACAAAAAAUCAGUUAAAUUAUCAAAUAAAUUUGUAACAGUUGAUGAAACUAGUUUUCCACAAUCAUAUGCUUCUCAUAAACAUCGAAAAAACCAUCUAAAUUCAACAGUCACAACGACGACAACAACAAUGGCAACAAAGGUGUUAAAACAAUCAACUGAAACUGUAACAAAUCAUAAUCAAUUAAAGAACAACCUUGAUCAUAAGUAUCCAGUUAAUUUUAGUUGUGAAAUUUAUGUUCAUUCACGUGUUAAUUCACGUAUUAUGAUAAGAUUUCAAUCAUUCUAUAUACCAUCACAACAGCACUUAUUAUGUGAUGAAAACUAUCUAUAUUUAUUUGAUUCAAAUACACCACAGUAUCGUGCUAUGGCAGAAGCCGGUGGUGAAAGAGGUCUUUGUCAGCAUCAUUUUCCUACACAACCAAUUUUCACAACGAAAUCAUUUGUUACAAUUGUAUUCAGAUCAACAACAUUCUCAUCAUCUUCAUCAAUGGAUAUGGAACCUGGCUUCAAAUUAAUACUUACAGCAAUAACUGAUGACAACAGAACAAAUUUACCACUUCUUUUCCCAAUCAGUUCAACAGCUAACACAUUGAUAAUUGGAUGUAUUAUACUAGUCUCUUUUGUUGUUAUUGUCUUUGCAUAUUCAUGUUACCAAUAUUGUUAUCGUAAGAAAUUACGAACAAUACAAAUACCCAACAAGUCAAUCAUUUACUGGUCAUCGUUUAAAACAAUGAAAGGAUUAAAUCGUAUUUCACAAGAUCAUGUUAAAUCUAACUUAACAAACCAAGAGCAAAAAACGGACAUGAACAAAGAAUGUUUGACACAAAAUGGGUUGGGAAAAUAUGUGAUAGGUCGUAGUGCAACUGAUGGUACCUUAAGUACGCUUGCUGAAUCCUACCUAGGAUCAAAUAAAAAUGAAAAAUCUACUUCAGAUAUCAAUCAAUCUUCCCUUUAUUUACAAAAUAGACCACUGAUUCCCCAAUCAAUUAGUAGAAACUCACUUCAAUCAAAUGAUUAUAAUUACCAUAGUAAUAAUAAUAAUAAUACAAAGAGUGUCCAUUUUGAUGUACCUAAUAGUAAUGAUAAUAAUAAUAAUAAUAACAACAAUAUAUCACAAAAUUCAAACCAGUAUUACAAAGCACCAUGUGUGAAUUCUAUUAAUCCUCAAUGUUUUGGAUCAUAUUGUGAAACGGUUCCUUUCAUCAAUCAACAACAACAAAUUCAAAUAAAUUGGCAAACUAAUUCUCAUCAGUUAGUAUGCUACCCAAUAAUGAAUAAAAGCCAAAUGUUUACUAAUUGUUCACAAACACUAUUUCAUACAAGUCUAUACUCAAAUAUUAAUAAUUCCCAAACACAAAUGUUAAAUGCCGAUAUUGUACCAUAUAAUAAUUUAUGGAGAUCUGCAUCAUUUGGCAACGAAACUGAGCUAUUACAGCCAAUUAACAAAGAGUUCCAAACAAAUAUACCACAUUCUAUGACUACAACGUUCUUACCAUUACAUCAGCAUCCAUUACAUUAUCAUCAUCAAUAUUCUACCACAACAGCACCGCCACCACCACCACCUUAUCCAAAGGAUCAUAGACUGAUUAACCCAUGUACUGCAUCAAAACAAAUAAAAUAUCACCUGGGAGAGUUGGGAAAAUCAGAUGAAUAUGUUGUAAGAUCUCCUUCAAAAUUAUUACUGAAGAAAACUGUAGGAAAAGAGCAAAAUACUAAGAUGAUCACUAAUUUCAAUAAGAAAACUGGAACAAAGCGUGUUGAUAACCGGAAGCUUUACAGAAGAAAGCAUAAAGAGCAUCUAGGUAUGAUCAACAACCAUCUCACUCUAGAUCACUAUACCAAGAAUGACAGGAAUAGACAUUAUAUUCUUAGUGUAUAUUCUGAUGGUAGUGUAUCAGAAUCAAGCGGUAUGUAUAUGGUCAAACACUGUGGGUACCGCAACAGGAAACAUUCAAAACAUUUUGAUAGUAAAGCACAAAUUAUUGACUCUGAUUCUCCUGCUACAACUGAUGUAAGUAUUACUCAUACUAGCAAACGUUCGAGGAAAUGUAUCAACGAACAUUUUAUGCAUACAGAACAUAAUCAACGAGUUAGCCAUUCACAUAAACAUAAAACAUGUCAUUUUCAUUCAAAAACACGACCGGCAAAACACACAAAUUUAUUAAAUAACAAAAUUCAGUCAAUAAGUGGCAGUCUGUGUAGCACAGUCAACAACGAUACUGAGUGUGAUAAACGUGUCAGAGAUUGUGAAAAGAAUUUUGAUGCUAAGAUUUAUACUUUAUCAUCAUUUAAUGAAAGAUAUACGAUAUCUCAUAGUGAAUCCAAUCCACUGAAUUUAUCUUUUUUAACAAGAGACAAUACAACCAAUAAUAUGAAUCGUUCAUUUUCUUCAUCUGACAUACCUUAUACGAGGCAUGGAGAAUACAUUUAAAUGGUCCCAAUCAGUUGAACAUCCUACAGCAGUAUUCAUCUUUACAUCGAGUAAAUACGCUUAUUUUCAAGAAAUAAGAGGGUACACAUUCGGAAUGUUAACAUGAAAUGUGUACACAUUAUCUCUUAAAUAAUAUUACAUAUAUAAAUAAACAAAUGAAAUUACUUUAAGAAACUGUGAGCUGCUGUACAGUACUUUCAUUAGUCAAUCAAAAGAAAGACCUACCUCAUUCUUAAUAAAUAAAACUCCAUAUUUCUCCUUAAUUAAUUAUCAAACUCAGGAAAAUUUUAUAUUACUCGUAAAUAGAUUUAUUA